ACUCAUCCCUUCAUUGAUUCGGGAAGCCAUUUAUAGCACAUUACGUUUUGGUUCUUAUGAGCCUAUCAAGAAACUGUAUGGAGCCAAGGAUCCAACUAGAACUCCCCUCAGUAUAAAGCUUGCUGCUGGUGCUACAGCAGGUGCUCUUGGUAGCUGGUUUGCUAACCCUAUGGACAUUGUCAGGAUUAGACUCCAGGGAGAUGGACAACCACUGCCAGGACAGCAGCCAAGGUACCCACCUAUGAUCACACAAAGCACUCUAUACUCAACCACGGCUGGAUGACAGAAGGGGCAAAGCUGCACUUCGUUUCAUC
This is a messenger RNA of Strongylocentrotus purpuratus (purple sea urchin), 314 nucleotides long. Its product is annotated as mitochondrial uncoupling protein 1-like. NCBI's taxonomy places the organism in Eukaryota, Metazoa, Echinodermata, Echinoidea, Camarodonta, Strongylocentrotidae. The record is from RefSeq and is a predicted model, not a curated record.